Molecule: messenger RNA, 1909 nt
Organism: Scatophagus argus
Lineage: Eukaryota; Metazoa; Chordata; Actinopteri; Scatophagidae
Exons: 4
Coding region: 126-881 (251 amino acids)
Source: RefSeq, a predicted model, not a curated record
CCUAAAAGGUCAACUGGAAGUCACGCUUGUUAACUCCUUGUUGUUUAUAGGCUAUUAUUUUCAUGCCUCUAGAGUGUGUCAGCCUGUCAACCUGUGUUCCUCUGUAGCUGGUCCAGAGUCUGGAGAUGCUGCAGUUGCUGGGGGUGAACAGAGUUGUCAUCUACAAGACCAGCAACAGUCCUGAAACGCAGCGCAUACUGGACUACUACACACACAAAGGUUUAGUCGAGGUGAUUCCCUGGCCCAUGACCAGAUUUCUGCACGUAUCUCGAAGCUGGCUGCCUCAGUACGAUCCAGGUGACAUCCACUACUUUGGCCAAAUUCCCGCUCUCAAUGACUGUCUGUACAGAUAUAUGUACCAGUCCAGGUACAUUGCCCUGCAGGAUGUGGACGAGCUGAUUCUGCCACAGUCAGCCAACAGCUGGUUGGAGCUGUUGCCCCAGCUGGAAAAGCAUUACGGCCGUGAUCGAUGUUACAUGUUUAAGAAUUUCGUGUUUCCCACCACCGUCGCUCGGCCUCCUCCUUCCCCCGACAAUCUGACCCUCUGCUGCCCCAGCUGGAAGUUUGUGCCUGGGCAGAACAUCCUGCACCACCUGUACCACGAACCCAACAGUAAAAUUCAUUGGAACAACUUCAAGAUCAUAGUGAACCCUCGAGCCGCGGUCACCCUGACCGUCCACGGAGUGCUGAAUCCAGGGAAUCUCUGCGCGUGGGUGGACAGGAGUAUCGCUCGCAUGUACCACACAAGAGCUGCCACAAAACCAAAGCUGACGCCGGACAAACUGGUUUAUGACGGCCGACUGCUCAGCUACAGCCGCCUCUUGAUCCCGGCGGUCAAUACUGUGCUCACAGAAAGUGGACUUCUGCCGCAGGACGACUAAGAGCAGAUUCUGUUCGUGUCAUAUGUGGGUGUGGGUGUAUGUGCGUCUCCAAAAAUAAGAACCGAGGUGUGAUAAGCUGACGUGAUUCGUAUUGCUAACCUGCUAACCUGUUAUGACACAUUUAUGAGCUACUUUUUCUUUUCCUUUUUACUUUAAACCUCUUGAUCACUUUUGUCAUAUUUGAAUAAAACCUCUGAAUAAAGUCCUUUUUCAGAGGCUUUAAAGUGCAAAGCAAAAUUAUGAAGUUCACAUUUUCUGAACUAAAGAUUAACUAAUUUUAAUCUUUUAACAUGUUUUUUUACUGGCAGCUUCAGUUUCAAAACAGCUGACAGGAUACACUGGACUGUAAUUACAGCUUGUAAUUAAAGCUUCAGACUGGAAACUAUUCUGAUUUUCACAGUUCUUUUAAAUAACUGAAAUUUAAUUUUAGUUUCCACUAAGAGUGUAUUUGUCAUGUAAGAGCAGAAUGUUAACUUGUUAGUUUAAAUGUUAAGGCAGCAAAGCAACACUUUGAUAUGUAUUUCAUGCAAAUAAAAGCGGCUGAUUCUUAAUUCAUUUUUAAUUAUAAAGAGUUAUUGAUUAUGAGCUACAUUUUGAGAGACAUUUUGGAGUAUUUUUGUGACCGUCUGCUGUGCACACAUUCAUACAGAUAUAAUAAUAUUUUUACAAUAAUAAAAAUCUAAUUCUCUACUUAAAGAGCAUGGAGUCUCCAACUGCGACCAUCUCGAACCACUUAAGACGAGUUACAGAGUAUUUCAUCCAUAUUUCUCUUGAUUUGCUUCUGACUCAACUGUGAAUGUGUUGCAGUACCACAGGGCGACCACUGGAUGGCACUGAACGUUAAUGUUCGCGUCAACUGUCGGCCCCACGCGUCAAGACAAUCUUUCAAAAUAAAACAACCCAAAGCAACAAGAGUCUUUUGUUUGUUUGUGUUUUGCAUGUUCUUUCAAAACUAAGUGCGCAACAUUAACACUGAAAUGACAACACAACAAUAGUAAUCCAACAUAAACUGAUAUCCUGAUAGUUCA